Gasterosteus aculeatus aculeatus (three-spined stickleback) is the source of this 1333-nucleotide messenger RNA. Its product is annotated as ubiquinone biosynthesis protein COQ9-B, mitochondrial. The record is from RefSeq and is a predicted model, not a curated record. Gene Ontology annotation, biological process: ubiquinone biosynthetic process. Lineage: Eukaryota; Metazoa; Chordata; Actinopteri; Perciformes; Gasterosteidae. Gene Ontology annotation, cellular component: mitochondrial inner membrane. Gene Ontology annotation, molecular function: lipid binding.
GCUUUGCCGUUUGCUGCUUCGCGGAGUCGCGCUUAAGUGACGCGGCUGCGCCCAGAAGAGAAAAACAACGCGCAGCGCAGCGGAACAUGGCAGCGCUGCUCCAAGGCCUCCGUGCUGGAAGGGCACUCCGGGGGCUGGCCAGAGCGGUCGCUGCACCAACGGCACCGAACCCGCAGAGCGGCAGCCUGAGCCGAGGCUUCCACCGCGCAGCGCUGAGGCUUCAGGAUGAAUCUAAAUCUGACAAACCGCCUUCCUCCUCCUCCUCCUCGUCCUCCACCACCUACCACGAGCACGGCCACCGCGCCGAUGAGGACCCAGCGGGGGCCCCGCGGGACGCCGCCGGGGAGGCCUCCAGGCCAAACACCAGCUACCAGGACCAGGCCGGGGACCAGGGGGAGGAAUACGAAACCGAGGAGCAGCUUCAGGCCCGAGUCCUGACCGCCGCGCUGGAGUUCGUGCCGCUGCACGGCUGGUCUCUGGACGCCGUGGCCGCCGCCGCUGAGACGCUGGGCCUGUCCUCCGCCUCCACCGGAAUGUUCCACAACGGAGCUGGAGACCUGGUCCUCCACUUUGUCGCCCAGUGCAACGCUCAGCUGACGGAGACGCUGGCCGAGCAACACAACCGGGUCCAGCUGGGCCAAGCCGAGCCGAAGAAGACCGCUGACUUUCUGAGAGAUGCUGUAGAGACCAGACUGAGGAUGCACAUCCCAUACAUUGAAUCCUGGCCACAGGCAAUGAGCAUCCUGCUGCUCCCUCACAACAUCCCAGAGAGCCUGAAGCACCUCUCCACCCUGGUGGACGACGUGUGGUACUACGCCGGGGACCGCUCCACGGACAUGAACUGGUACACCAAGCGGGCGGCGCUGACGGGCAUCUACAACACCACCGAGCUGGUGAUGCUGCAGGACUCCUCGCCGGACUUCCUGGACACCUGGAACUUCCUGGACAACCGCAUUCAGGACGUCGUCAAGAUGGGCGCCGCCGCCAAGCAGGCGCAGGCGACCGGUGAAACAGUGGUGCAGGGGCUGAUGGGAGCUGCUGUUACACUGAAAAACCUCACAGGACUGAACCAGAGACGAUGAUGGAAAACAACGCUCCCUCGCGCUGAUCACUACCGCCUGGCCAAAGCGCAACUUUCUUUUUGCUCCUAUUUUGGAUAACCUGAUAGCAUUGGGUUAUGGAUUGUGUUGAGCAAGAGGAAGCUAUUUUUUCAUAGUGAGAAGACUCAUGUCUUGUCUUACUGUCCUAAGAUUUCUGUUUUUUUCCCCUUUGGACAUAGUGAUGUCAUUUCUUUUGUUGGAUCAAAACACAAUAAAGUAAAAAUUAUAAAAUG